UAGUAGGCAAUGGUCGGUUGGUCAUAUGUUCACUAUAGCUGCCUAAACAAACUCAUCUCUCAUACAUCUCUUCUUCAUCCCUUUCAAUCCAAGUCUAUCUCUUUAUUUUCUACUCAAAAACUCCUGCAAUAUUCUCUCUUUUUUUCUGAUGAGGAAACUUUGUCCAAAUUUUGAUCGAGAAGAUGGGCUGGAGACUGUCCUGGAGGUUCCAAUCCCAGAGGAGAUGUUUGGUUCGAACAAGAAUGGUAAUAAGUCAUGGCAGAACUUGAAAGCUUGGAUGAGACCAAACACUGAUCAUAAGUCUCUGACAAAUCUAUUUGGAAGCAAGAACACAGAGAUCCAACUCUUGCUUGGUGUUGUCGGAGCUCCUUUGAUUCCUUUUCCCAUCUGUUGUGAUCACAAGUUCAUCAACCGUAACAUCAAAGACCAACCUAUUGAGGCAUCAAUGGCGAAAUACAUAGUGCAGCAGUAUGUUGCAGCAGUGGGAGGAGAGAAGGCGUUGAAUUCUGUAGACAGCAUGUGCGCAAUGGGGAAGGUGAAAAUGGGAGCUUCAGAGUUCUGCACAGGAGAAGGGAGCUUGAAUAAUAAGGUGGUGAAAGUGAAGAAUUUGAUGAAUGGAGGUGGAGAGAUGGGAGGAUUUGUUCUCUGGCAAAAAAGGCCAGACUUGUGGUGCCUGGAGCUGGUGGUUUCAGGCUGCAAGAUCAGUGCAGGCAGUGAUGGCAAGGUGGCUUGGAGGCAGACCCCAUGGCACCAUUCCCAUGCUUCCAGAGGUCCACCUAGGCCACUCAGGCGGUUCCUUCAGGGUCUUGAUCCCAAAUCCACUGCCAACUUAUUCUCCAACUCCAUUUGCAUCGGCGAGAAGUCGAUCGACGACGAGGACUGUUUCGUACUAAAGCUAGAAGCAGAACCUUCAUCACUAAGAGCAAGAAGCACAAGCAAUGUAGAAAUGAUAAGGCACACAGUCUGGGGAUACUUCAGUCAAAAAACAGGCCUAUUAGUCCAACUAGAAGACUCUCACCUUAUAAGAAUCAAAGCCUCAGGAAACGACAGCAUUUUCUGGGAAACGACAAUGGAGUCCAGAAUUCAAGAUUAUAGAACCACUGAUGGGAUCAACAUAGCACAUGGAGGUAGAACAUCAGUUUCAUUGUUUAGAUUUGGUGAGAACUCAGAGAGACAUUCAAGAACAAGAAUGGAAGAGAUCUGGGCUAUAGAAGAAGUGGAUUUUAACAUAAAAGGAUUGUCGAUGGAUUGCUUUUUGCCACCUAGUGACUUGAAGAAAGAGGGAGAAGAAGCAUAUGGAGUUGUGGCUUGCAGCAAUGAAAAAUUGCCAUUGAAGUUAAGAUCAGCUUCUGCUAGGAUUUGUGCUUCUAAGGUGGUGGCUAUUGAUGUUGAUUACUUGGAGAACAGUACAGAAACCAGUACUGAAGAUGAGGAUGAUGAGGAUUACUAUUGAAGAGUUUGUAAAUUUGGUUUCAUUUUGUACAUAUUCCAAGAGAAUUUCAUAUGCUUCGGUUGCGUAUGAGUUUUCUAAGCUGAGUUAGAUAUAUAGACAUGUUUAGCUCAAAUUUUUAGAAAUAAAGUCCUAGUGCUUUUUUUUUAAAUUAUCACAUAAUAAGGUUUGAAUCUGCGGUUAAUCUAAUCCUGUAUUGUUCUGUGCUCUAUAUGAUUUGAACCUGCCAUUAAUCUAGUCCUGUAUUGCUCUGUGUCUAACUAUAAAGAAAUUUUAUAAUACAAGCCGGAUCAUGGCUUUUACAUAUUCACAUGAUCAGGCAGGGGAGGAGUGAUGGGCAGAAGCAUGCACUCAGCAGAAACCCAAAUAUGCAAUCUGCACAAGGAAGGGGUCAGAACAGGUAGAAGUAUAUUCUCGAAGGACGAAAAUCUCAUCGCUGGAGCAGGACAGAAAUUAGUUAUAGCAGGUGGCAAGGAGCAUGUGAUUAGUGUACCUUCAAAUUAUAAAUAGCAGAAAUAACAGGGGGAGAACAGACAAAGUUUCUUUAUUCUUGUUUAGGAACAGAUAUUCUCUGUUUGGGACAGGGAAAUGAGAGCAUAUUUCCUUGUAACCAGUCAUUGAAAUUUCUGAAAUAUAUACCUUAUUUGGAGUUCA
This is a messenger RNA of Manihot esculenta (cassava), 2104 nucleotides long. RefSeq lists its product as uncharacterized. Lineage: Eukaryota; Viridiplantae; Streptophyta; Magnoliopsida; Malpighiales; Euphorbiaceae. The transcript is spliced from 4 exons. The record is from RefSeq and is a predicted model, not a curated record. Bases 149 to 1453 code for a protein of 434 amino acids.